Molecule: messenger RNA, 283 nt
Organism: Pelobates cultripes (western spadefoot toad)
Lineage: Eukaryota; Metazoa; Chordata; Amphibia; Anura; Pelobatidae
Source: the annotation of a GenBank genome assembly
UAAACACCCAGAUAAAGCCCCAGACAACUAUAACAUUACGCAUUCCCCGAAAGAAAGACAAAUUACUGUAAUAAAUCGUAGUAGAAGUACUUCCCCACCCCUAGACACCCCACCCUCCCCUUCUUUUUUCCGGAGGGACCUUAUCCAAAACAGAAGGAAACUGAUAGACAACACUCAACCUCAGGAGAUACUGGGAAAAAGACAACGCUCACUAGAAGAAGAAGGAGAAAGAGAAGAAAGAAAGAAACAACACAGAGAGAAGAGAGGGAAGACUUCAAUCUAG